AUGCAGGACACUACCAGAGAGGCUCUGGUUGUUCCCAAUCCGUUCAAUCCGACAGCGACUACGCUGAAAACCACAAGGAAGCCAUUGGUUGUUCCAAAUCCUUUCGAGAAUUCUACAUCAACAUCUACAGGAUCAACGAGAGAGGAACUAUUGAUUCCCAAUCCGUUUGAGGAUACUACCAGCAUGAAGGAAGAAGACACAACCAGAGAGGCGUUAGUGGUUCCUAAUCCGUUCAAUCCGACAGCGACUACGAUGAAAACCACAAGGAAGCCAUUGGUUGUUCCAAAUCCUUUCGAGAAUUCUACAUCAACGUCGACUGGAUCAACGAGAGAGGAACUAUUGAUUCCCAAUCCGUUUGAGGAUACUACCAGCAUGAAGGAAGAAGACACAACCAGAGAGGCGUUAGUGGUUCCUAAUCCUUUCGAUCCCACAGCGACUACGAUGAAAACCACAAGGAAGCCAUUGGUUGUUCCAAAUCCUUUCGAGAAUUCUACAUCAACGUCGACUGGAUCAACGAGAGAGGAACUAUUGAUACCCAAUCCGUUUGAGGAUACUACCAGCAUGAAGGAAGAAGACACAACCAGAGAGGCGCUAGUUGUUCCUAAUCCUUUCGAUCCCACAGCGACUACGCUGAAAACCACAAGGAAGCCAUUGGUUGUUCCAAAUCCUUUCGAGAAUUCUACAUCAACGUCGACUGGAUCAACGAGAGAGGAACUAUUGAUUCCCAAUCCGUUUGAGGAUACUACCAGCAUGAAGGAAGAAGACACAACCAGAGAGGCGUUAGUGGUUCCUAAUCCUUUCGAUCCCACAGCGACUACGAUGAAAACCACAAGGAAGCCAUUGGUUGUUCCAAAUCCUUUCGAGAGUUCUACAUCAACAUCUACUGGAUCAACGAGAGAGGAACUAUUGAUUCCCAAUCCGUUUGAGGAUACUACCAGCAUGAAGGAAGAAGACACAACCAGAGAGGCGCUAGUUGUUCCUAAUCCUUUCGAUCCCACAGCGACUACGCUGAAAACCACAAGGAAGCCAUUGGUUGUUCCAAAUCCUUUCGAGAAUUCUACAUCAACGUCGACUGGAUCAACGAGAGAGGAACUAUUGAUACCCAAUCCGUUUGAGGAUACUACCAGCAUGAAGGAAGAAGACACAACCAGAGAGGCGCUAGUUGUUCCUAAUCCUUUCGAUCCCACAGCGACUACGCUGAAAACCACAAGGAAGCCAUUGGUUGUUCCAAAUCCUUUCGAGAAUUCUACAUCAACGUCGACUGGAUCAACGAGAGAGGAACUAUUGAUUCCCAAUCCGUUUGAGGAUACUACCAGCAUGAAGGAAGAAGACACAACCAGAGAGGCGCUAGUUGUUCCUAAUCCUUUCGAUCCCACAGCGACUACGCUGAAAACCACAAGGAAGCCAUUGGUUGUUCCAAAUCCUUUCGAGAAUUCUACAUCAACGUCGACUGGAUCAACGAGAGAGGAACUAUUGAUUCCCAAUCCGUUUGAGGAUACUACCAGCAUGAAGGAAGAAGACACAACCAGAGAGGCGUUAGUGGUUCCUAAUCCGUUUGAGGAUACUACCAGCAUGAAGGAAGAAGACACUACCAGAGAGGCGUUAGUGGUUCCCAAUCCGUUUGAGGAUACUACCAGCAUGAAGGAAGAAGACACUACCAGAGAGGCGUUAGUGGUUCCCAAUCCGUUUGAGGAUACUACCAGCAUGAAGGAAGAAGACACAACCAGAGAGGCGCUAGUUGUUCCUAAUCCUUUCGAUCCCACAGCGACUACGAUGAAAACCACAAGGAAGCCAUUGGUUGUUCCAAAUCCUUUCGAGAAUUCUACAUCAACGUCGACUGGAUCAACGAGAGAGGAACUAUUGAUUCCCAAUCCGUUUGAGGAUACUACCAGCAUGAAGGAAGAAGACACAACCAGAGAGGCGUUAGUGGUUCCUAAUCCUUUCGAUCCCACAGCGACUACGCUGAAAACCACAAGGAAGCCAUUGGUUGUUCCAAAUCCUUUCGAGAAUUCUACAUCAACGUCGACUGGAUCAACGAGAGAGGAACUAUUGAUACCCAAUCCGUUUGAGGAUACUACCAGCAUGAAGGAAGAAGACACAACCAGAGAGGCGCUAGUUGUUCCUAAUCCUUUCGAUCCCACAGCGACUACGCUGAAAACCACAAGGAAGCCAUUGGUUGUUCCAAAUCCUUUCGAGAAUUCUACAUCAACGUCGACUGGAUCAACGAGAGAGGAACUAUUGAUUCCCAAUCCGUUUGAGGAUACUACCAGCAUGAAGGAAGAAGACACAACCAGAGAGGCGCUAGUUGUUCCUAAUCCUUUCGAUCCCACAGCGACUACGCUGAAAACCACAAGGAAGCCAUUGGUUGUUCCAAAUCCUUUCGAGAAUUCUACAUCAACGUCGACUGGAUCAACGAGAGAGGAACUAUUGAUUCCCAAUCCGUUUGAGGAUACUACCAGCAUGAAGGAAGAAGACACUACCAGAGAGGCGUUAGUGGUUCCCAAUCCGUUUGAGGAUACUACCAGCAUGAAGGAAGAAGACACUACCAGAGAGGCGUUAGUGGUUCCCAAUCCGUUUGAGGAUACUACCAGCAUGAAGGAAGAAGACACAACCAGAGAGGCGCUAGUUGUUCCUAAUCCGUUCAAUCCGACAGCGACUACGAUGAAAACCACAAGGAAGCCAUUGGUUGUUCCAAAUCCUUUCGAGAAUUCUACAUCAACGUCGACUGGAUCAACGAGAGAGGAACUAUUGAUUCCCAAUCCGUUUGAGGAUACUACCAGCAUGAAGGAAGAAGACACAACCAGAGAGGCGUUAGUGGUUCCUAAUCCUUUCGAUCCCACAGCGACUACGAUGAAAACCACAAGGAAGCCAUUGGUUGUUCCAAAUCCUUUCGAGAAUUCUACAUCAACGUCGACUGGAUCAACGAGAGAGGAACUAUUGAUACCCAAUCCGUUUGAGGAUACUACCAGCAUGAAGGAAGAAGACACAACCAGAGAGGCGCUAGUUGUUCCUAAUCCUUUCGAUCCCACAGCGACUACGCUGAAAACCACAAGGAAGCCAUUGGUUGUUCCAAAUCCUUUCGAGAAUUCUACAUCAACGUCGACUGGAUCAACGAGAGAGGAACUAUUGAUUCCCAAUCCGUUUGAGGAUACUACCAGCAUGAAGGAAGAAGACAGUACCAGAGAGGCGUUAGUGGUUCCCAAUCCGUUUGAGGAUACUACCAGCAUGAAGGAAGAAGACACUACCAGAGAGGCGUUAGUGGUUCCCAAUCCGUUUGAGGAUACUACCAGCAUGAAGGAAGAAGACACAACCAGAGAGGCGCUAGUUGUUCCUAAUCCUUUCGAUCCCACAGCGACUACGAUGGAAACCACAAGGAAGCCAUUGGUUGUUCCAAAUCCUUUCGAGAAUUCUACAUCAACGUCGACUGGAUCAACGAGAGAGGAACUAUUGAUUCCCAAUCCGUUUGAGGAUACUACCAGCAUGAAGGAAGAAGACACUACUAGAGAGGCGCUAGUUGUUCCCAAUCCGUUUGAGGAUACUACCAGCAUGAAGGAAGAAGACACAACCAGAGAGGCGCUAGUUGUUCCUAAUCCUUUCGAUCCCACAGCGACUACGAUGAAAACCACAAGGAAGCCAUUGGUUGUUCCAAAUCCUUUCGAGAAUUCUACAUCAACGUCGACUGGAUCAACGAGAGAGGAACUAUUGAUUCCCAAUCCGUUUGAGGAUACUACCAGCAUGAAGGAAGAAGACACUACUAGAGAGGCGCUAGUUGUUCCCAAUCCGUUUGAGGAUACUACCAGCAUGAAGGAAGAAGACACAACCAGAGAGGCGCUAGUUGUUCCUAAUCCUUUCGAUCCCACAGCGACUACGCUGAAAACCACAAGGAAGCCAUUGGUUGUUCCAAAUCCUUUCGAGAAUUAUACAUCAACAUCGACUGGCUCAACGAGAGAGGAACUAUUGAUUCCCAAUCCGUUUGAGGAUACUACCAGCAUGAAGGAAGAAGACACUACUAGAGAGGCGCUAGUUGUUCCCAAUCCGUUUGAGGAUACUACCAGCAUGAAGGAAGAAGACACAACCAGAGAGGCGCUAGUUGUUCCUAAUCCUUUCGAUCCCACAGCGACUACGCUGAAAACCACAAGGAAGCCAUUGGUUGUUCCAAAUCCUUUCGAGAAUUCUACAUCAACGUCGACUGGAUCAACGAGAGAGGAACUAUUGAUUCCCAAUCCGUUUGAGGAUACUACCAGCAUGAAGGAAGAAGACACUACCAGAGAGGCGCUAGUGGUUCCCAAUCCUUUCGAUCCCACAGCGACUACGCUGAAAACCACAAGGAAGCCAUUGGUUGUUCCAAAUCCUUUCGAGAAUUCUACAUCAACGUCGACUGGAUCAACGAGAGAGGAACUAUUGAUUCCCAAUCCGUUUGAGGAUACUACCAGCAUGAAGGAAGAAGACACUACCAGAGAGGCGCUAGUGGUUCCCAAUCCUUUCGAUCCCACAGCGACUACGCUGAAAACCACAAGGAAGCCAUUGGUUGUUCCAAAUCCUUUCGAGAAUUCUACAUCAACGUCGACUGGAUCAACGAGAGAGGAACUAUUGAUUCCCAAUCCGUUUGAGGAUACUACCAGCAUGAAGGAAGAAGACACUACCAGAGAGGCGCUAGUUGUUCCUAAUCCUUUCGAUCCCACAGCGACUACGCUGAAAACCACAAGGAAGCCAUUGGUUGUUCCAAAUCCUUUCGAGAAUUCUACAUCAACGUCGACUGGAUCAACGAGAGAGGAACUAUUGAUUCCCAAUCCGUUUGAGGAUACUACCAGCAUGAAGGAAGAAGACACAACCAGAGAGGCGUUAGUGGUUCCUAAUCCUUUCGAUCCCACAGCGACUACGAUGAAAACCACAAGGAAGCCAUUGGUUGUUCCAAAUCCUUUCGAGAGUUCUACAUCAACAUCUACUGGAUCAACGAGAGAGGAACUAUUGAUUCCCAAUCCGUUUGAGGAUACUACCAGCAUGAAGGAAGAAGACACUACCAGAGAGGCGCUAGUGGUUCCCAAUCCUUUCGAUCCCACAGCGACUACGCUGAAAACCACAAGGAAGCCAUUGGUUGUUCCAAAUCCUUUCGAGAAUUCCACAUCAACGUCGACUGGAUCAACGAGAGAGGAACUAUUGAUUCCCAAUCCGUUUGAGGAUACUACCAGCAUGAAGGAAGAAGACACUACCAGAGAGGCGCUAGUGGUUCCCAAUCCUUUCGAUCCCACAGCGACUACGCUGAAAACCACAAGGAAGCCAUUGGUUGUUCCAAAUCCUUUCGAGAAUUCCACAUCAACGUCGACUGGAUCAACGAGAGAGGAACUAUUGAUUCCCAAUCCGUUUGAGGAUACUACCAGCAUGAAGGAAGAAGACACAACCAGAGAGGCGCUAGUUGUUCCUAAUCCUUUCGAUCCCACAGCGACUACGCUGAAAACCACAAGGAAGCCAUUGGUUGUUCCAAAUCCUUUCGAGAAUUCCACAUCAACGUCGACUGGAUCAACGAGAGAGGAACUAUUGAUUCCCAAUCCGUUUGAGGAUACUACCAGCAUGAAGGAAGAAGACACAACCAGAGAGGCGCUAGUUGUUCCUAAUCCUUUCGAUCCCACAGCGACUACGCUGAAAACCACAAGGAAGCCAUUGGUUGUUCCAAAUCCUUUCGAGAAUUCCACAUCAACGUCGACUGGCUCAACGAGAGAGGAACUAUUGAUUCCCAAUCCGUUUGAGGAUACUACCAGCAUGAAGGAAGAAGACACUACCAGAGAGGCGCUAGUGGUUCCCAAUCCUUUCGAUCCCACAGCGACUACGCUGAAAACCACAAGGAAGCCAUUGGUUGUUCCAAAUCCUUUCGAGAAUUCCACAUCAACGUCGACUGGAUCAACGAGAGAUGAACUAUUGAUUCCCAAUCCGUUUGAGGAUACUACCAGCAUGAAGGAAGAAGACACUACCAGAGAGGCGCUAGUGGUUCCCAAUCCUUUCGAUCCCACAGCGACUACGCUGAAAACCACAAGGAAGCCAUUGGUUGUUCCAAAUCCUUUCGAGAAUUCCACAUCAACGUCGACUGGAUCAACGAGAGAGGAACUAUUGAUUCCCAAUCCGUUUGAGGAUACUACCAGCAUGAAGGAAGAAGACACAACCAGAGAGGCGUUAGUGGUUCCUAAUCCUUUCGAUCCCACAGCGACUACGAUGAAAACCACAAGGAAGCCAUUGGUUGUGCCAAAUCCUUUCGAGAAUUCUACAUCAACGUCGACUGGAUCAACGAGAGAGGAACUAUUGAUACCCAAUCCGUUUGAGGAUACUACCAGCAUGAAGGAAGAAGACACUACCAGAGAGGCGCUAGUGGUUCCCAAUCCUUUCGAUCCCACAGCGACUACGCUGAAAACCACAAGGAAGCCAUUGGUUGUUCCAAAUCCUUUCGAGAAUUCCACAUCAACGUCGACUGGAUCAACGAGAGAGGAACUAUUGAUUCCCAAUCCGUUUGAGGAUACUACCAGCAUGAAGGAAGAAGACACUACCAGAGAGGCGCUAGUGGUUCCCAAUCCUUUCGAUCCCACAGCGACUACGCUGAAAACCACAAGGAAGCCAUUGGUUGUUCCAAAUCCUUUCGAGAAUUCCACAUCAACGUCGACUGGCUCAACGAGAGAGGAACUAUUGAUUCCCAAUCCGUUUGAGGAUACUACCAGCAUGAAGGAAGAAGACACUACCAGAGAGGCGCUAGUUGUUCCCAAUCCUUUCGAUCCCACAGCGACUACGCUGAAAACCACAAGGAAGCCAUUGGUUGUUCCAAAUCCUUUCGAGAAUUCCACAUCAACGUCGACUGGAUCAACGAGAGAGGAACUAUUGAUUCCCAAUCCGUUUGAGGAUACUACCAGCAUGAAGGAAGAAGACACUACCAGAGAGGCGCUAGUGGUUCCCAAUCCUUUCGAUCCCACAGCGACUACGCUGAAAACCACAAGGAAGCCAUUGGUUGUUCCAAAUCCUUUCGAGAAUUCCACAUCAACGUCGACUGGAUCAACGAGAGAGGAACUAUUGAUUCCCAAUCCGUUUGAGGAUACUACCAGCAUGAAGGAAGAAGACACUACCAGAGAGGCGCUAGUGGUUCCCAAUCCUUUCGAUCCCACAGCGACUACGCUGAAAACCACAAGGAAGCCAUUGGUUGUUCCAAAUCCUUUCGAGAAUUCCACAUCAACGUCGACUGGAUCAACGAGAGAGGAACUAUUGAUUCCCAAUCCGUUUGAGGAUACUACCAGCAUGAAGGAAGAAGACACUACCAGAGAGGCGCUAGUGGUUCCCAAUCCUUUCGAUCCCACAGCGACUACGCUGAAAACCACAAGGAAGCCAUUGGUUGUUCCAAAUCCUUUCGAGAAUUCCACAUCAACGUCGACUGGAUCAACGAGAGAGGAACUAUUGAUUCCCAAUCCGUUUGAGGAUACUACCAGCAUGAAGGAAGAAGACACUACCAGAGAGGCGCUAGUGGUUCCCAAUCCUUUCGAUCCCACAGCGACUACGCUGAAAACCACAAGGAAGCCAUUGGUUGUUCCAAAUCCUUUCGAGAAUUCCACAUCAACGUCGACUGGAUCAACGAGAGAGGAACUAUUGAUUCCCAAUCCGUUUGAGGAUACUACCAGCAUGAAGGAAGAAGACACUACCAGAGAGGCGCUAGUGGUUCCCAAUCCUUUCGAUCCCACAGCGACUACGCUGAAAACCACAAGGAAGCCAUUGGUUGUUCCAAAUCCUUUCGAGAAUUCCACAUCAACGUCGACUGGAUCAACGAGAGAGGAACUAUUGAUUCCCAAUCCGUUUGAGGAUACUACCAGCAUGAAGGAAGAAGACACUACCAGAGAGGCGCUAGUGGUUCCCAAUCCUUUCGAUCCCACAGCGACUACGCUGAAAACCACAAGGAAGCCAUUGGUUGUUCCAAAUCCUUUCGAGAAUUUCACAUCAACGUCGACUGGAUCAACGAGAGAGGAACUAUUGAUUCCCAAUCCGUUUGAGGAUACUACCAGCAUGAAGGAAGAAGACACUACCAGAGAGGCGCUAGUGGUUCCCAAUCCUUUCGAUCCCACAGCGACUACGCUGAAAACCACAAGGAAGCCAUUGGUUGUUCCAAAUCCUUUCGAGAAUUCCACAUCAACGUCGACUGGAUCAACGAGAGAGGAACUAUUGAUUCCCAAUCCGUUUGAGGAUACUACCAGCAUGAAGGAAGAAGACACUACCAGAGAGGCGCUAGUUGUUCCUAAUCCUUUCGAUCCCACAGCGACUACGCUGAAAACCACAAGGAAGCCAUUGGUUGUUCCAAAUCCUUUCGAGAAUUCUACAUCAACGUCGACUGGAUCAACGAGAGAGGAACUAUUGAUUCCCAAUCCGUUUGAGGAUACUACCAGCAUGAAGGAAGAAGACACUACCAGAGAGGCGCUAGUUGUUCCUAAUCCUUUCGAUCCCACAGCGACUACGCUGAAAACCACAAGGAAGCCAUUGGUUGUUCCAAAUCCUUUCGAGAAUUCUACAUCAACGUCGACUGGAUCAACGAGAGAGGAACUAUUGAUUCCCAAUCCGUUUGAGGAUACUACCAGCAUGAAGGAAGAAGACACUACCAGAGAGGCGCUAGUUGUUCCCAAUCCCGAGGACCACACGAGAGCCAAUAGUCCUCCCGAAUCCGUUUGUGAGUCUAACGACAAGAGGAGCGACGAAAUCUACUAG
Messenger RNA from Drosophila bipectinata, 8718 nucleotides. Lineage: Eukaryota; Metazoa; Arthropoda; Insecta; Diptera; Drosophilidae. The record is from RefSeq and is a predicted model, not a curated record.